AGCCUGGAGUGUAUAAAGCACACAGAGUUUGUGCUAGAUCACUGCCUCUCCCAGCUCAAGGCAGAAUCAGGAUCCUGUAAUAGGGAAGAAUUCAGCUGACAAGAGGUUGGUCUUUCCAGACUUGUACUACUGCAGCCACAGGGUAAACUAGACUGUGUAAUGAAUGGCUUUUGUUAUAGGAGAACGACGGCUGGAAGAGACUAGGGGGUGAUUCCAGAUAUUUGUAGACACUGUCAUGUAGAAUUUGUAGUUUGGAAGAGAGUGCACCCUGAAACUGUCCUGGAGCCAAGCAAAGCUUUGUUUUUGGGACUCCUGAGCAGGCCUGGGAAACGAGGUCAGCGUAACAGAGGGAUUAAGGGUGGACUCAUUGAUUUGAAUUCUUUGCUGAUGUUCUUUAUUGUAAUUUGCUUGCAUCUAUUAUUUAAUUCUUGGCAGUGCUCCCAUUUCAUCAUGCCUUUAAGACAGCUCUAAAGUAGAAACUACAGGGCUAUGUCUGAUACGCACAACUAUUUCUUAUCCUAUCUUGAAUGUUUGAUAAGAUGCCUUCUUUAGAAAAACAUUUCAAACUAGUGAGAUUAUUUUAGCAACUUUGGUCAAUUCUGAUAUAUGUCACAUUUUCAAAUUCUUUAUCAGGAAAGGAUAGGAAAACCUACUGCUAUUUUUCUGCAUCCGUGUUUUAUCACUCAUUAGUGAAGAGUUCUAUGUAAUAUGGUUCAGUGGGAAAAAGCUGAAUACAGUAUAUGUUGCGUCUGAGUUAUUUGCCCUCUUUCUGUUCAGUGUUCAGUACUAUUUCAGUUACAUUUCCAGGAUUAGAAAGAAUUUGUGAAACAGGGGCUGAAAAAGUAGAGAUUACUUCUACUACGUGACCGUCAGAACUGUUCUUGUCAAAUCCUGAGGUAAGGAUUAGCAGACAUCUAAUUUUACUUUGGAUUUCUGUUUUUUCCCCUCCCGUCUAGCAUGAGUCCCUUCUUCAUGAUGUCUCUCCUCUUUGGCCUGACUUUUGGUCAAACAGCAUCAGUUUGUGCUCCUUCAGAGUACACAAUCCACGUGGAGAAGCGGGAGUGUGCCUACUGCCUGGCCAUCAACACCACCAUCUGCGCUGGAUUUUGCAUGACACGGGACAGCAACGGCAAGAAGCUGCUACUCAAAAGUGCUCUGUCUCAAAACGUGUGCACAUACAAAGAGAUGUUCUAUCAAACAGCACUGAUUCCGGGCUGUCCUCAUCACACCAUCCCUUACUAUUCCUACCCCGUGGCCAUAAGCUGCAAGUGUGGUAAAUGCAACACUGAUUACAGUGACUGUGUUCACGAGAAGGUUAGGACAAACUACUGCACCAAGCCACAGAAGCUCUGUAACAUGUGAGCUUCCAACAGAACGUGGCAGAAAUGUACCUCCCUGCUCACAACCAAGCAUAAAUAAAACCAUAUUUCAUAACGGGUUUGCAAA
Molecule: messenger RNA, 1446 nt
Organism: Gallus gallus (chicken)
Lineage: Eukaryota; Metazoa; Chordata; Aves; Galliformes; Phasianidae
Gene: TSHB
Product: thyroid stimulating hormone beta
Exons: 2
Coding region: 958-1362 (134 amino acids)
Biological process (GO): G protein-coupled receptor signaling pathway
Cellular component (GO): cytoplasm; extracellular region
Molecular function (GO): hormone activity
Source: RefSeq, a predicted model, not a curated record